Molecule: messenger RNA, 527 nt
Organism: Hyposmocoma kahamanoa
Lineage: Eukaryota; Metazoa; Arthropoda; Insecta; Lepidoptera; Cosmopterigidae
Product: LIM domain-binding protein 2-like
Exons: 2
Source: RefSeq, a predicted model, not a curated record
GAAAUAGAAUCUGUAUUACACAAUUCAAAUUAAACGUUAAAAUUUAUAGUAGUUUUAUUUAAAAUUUAAUACUAAUUAAGUGUGUGUUGGUGAUUUUUAAACAAAUAAGUGUUAAAGUAUUUUGUUAGCAAUUAAUUAAAAACAAUAUAGUAAUCAAAGUGAAAAAAUAUAACAAUUUUGCGAGUUGGAAAGUACUAGGAGUGAAUAGAAAUAAAAGAGGUUUCGGAAGUUCUUCGCGAUAGUUCGUGUGAGCGUCGGUUAGAUGGCGCGGUGACAAAGUGGCCUACAUGCCGGUGGCGCUGGGCUCGCUCGGCGGCGAGGGCGAGUACCGCGAGUACGGCCACCAUCUCUCGCCGCACCACCCGCCGCACCCCCCGCACCUGCACCCGCAGUACCAUGAGUACGCGCCGCCGCCGCCGCUCUACCACCCGUUACCGGAUCCUUAUUUUCGGAGGCACGCACCGUAUUUUGGUCAGCCAGAUUACAGAGUUUAUGAACUCAAUAAACGAUUACAACAAAGGACAGAG